GCUAUUUUGGCUAUUUGCAGCACUAGAUAUUGGCAAAACACAUUAUUAGUAAACAAGCCGGCAGUAAAUUACCGUUUAUUAAAUAAACCUAAUAUUUUGCGCAUUACAAUGGAAGAAGAACCGCCAACUACUUCAGGAUUUGGUUUCAAGAAGCGCAACAUCAAGAGAGGUGCCGCCAUGCGAAGAAAAAAAGUUCACAGUAGUAGCAGCAACGAUUCAGCCAAAAACAGCGAGGAGGAACAAGAGAAGAGCAUAAGUGCCUUAGCUCGUGCCGAAAAUCGGCGAAAGAGGACUAAUCCCAACUUUCAAAGCACCAAACCUAUAUCCAAGCGAAAAGCAGGUGCCGUCUUUACUGGCGUCGAUUCAUCAGAGAGCGACGCAGAUAAAAGUGGAAACAGCCACGAUGUGGGUGUGGCAUAUAAAUCGAAGCGCGAGUCACUGCCCAACGGACCUCAAGAUCAGGGUGCCGCUUCUGUUAAUGAAAUAGAUACGGCGUUGGAUCGCGAUGCGCAGUCCAUACAUGCUCGAUCUAUUAAAAUCAAUGAGGAGUUAGAGGGCAAGGCAGACGACAAAAUUUAUAGGGGCAUUAAUAACUAUGCGCAGUACUACAAGAAGAAAGAUACAGUUGCCGGUAAUGCCAGUUCCGGUAUGGUGCGAAGUGGACCUAUACGAGCGCCAGCGCAUUUGCGUGCAACUGUGCGCUGGGAUUAUCAGCCGGACAUAUGUAAGGAUUUCAAGGAAACCGGCUAUUGCGGCUUUGGCGACAGUUGCAAGUUUUUGCACGACCGCAGCGAUUACAAGGCCGGCUGGCAACUAGAAAUGGAUCACGAAGCACAAAAGCGCGGAGAUUGUGAAUCUGAUGGUGAUGAUCACAAAUACGAGAUUCACUCAGACGAGGAAACCUUGCCAUUCAGGUGUUAUAUUUGCAGGGAAAGCUUUGUAAACCCUGUAGUAACUAAAUGCAAGCAUUAUUUCUGUGAGAAAUGUGCACUGGCUCAAUAUAAAAAAUCACAACGCUGCAUCAUUUGCUCGCAACAAACGAAUGGAAUCUUUAAUCCCGCCAAGGAGCUAAUAGCUCGCUUGAAAACGGCACCCAUUGGAUCUGAUGAAGAUAACAGCGAUGAUAAUGAGAAUUGUCCGCAGGAGGAUACAAAAGAGCAAAAUGUGCAAGAAAUAUCAUCUAAUAGCGAUAGUGAUUAAUUUAGAUAUAUUUUCAAAUAUAGCAAUAUAACAUUGCAUAGGCUCGCAAUGUUAUAUUGCGAGGUAACAAUUUUGUGUGAAUCAACAAAUUGUGAGCAUAAAUGAGUAUAAAUAAAAUAUUGUGUGAGGUAACAAAGUUUCCUAAAAGUAA
Messenger RNA from Drosophila innubila, 1351 nucleotides. RefSeq names its product E3 ubiquitin-protein ligase RNF113A (gene mdlc). Lineage: Eukaryota; Metazoa; Arthropoda; Insecta; Diptera; Drosophilidae. Bases 109 to 1200 code for a protein of 363 amino acids. Gene Ontology annotation, biological process: snoRNA splicing. Gene Ontology annotation, molecular function: metal ion binding. The transcript is spliced from 3 exons. The record is from RefSeq and is a predicted model, not a curated record. Gene Ontology annotation, cellular component: U2-type spliceosomal complex.